GGGAGCCAUGGGACGAUGGGGAAGGGUUUCAAACUAGAGCAGGGCAGGUGUAGAUUAGACAUUAGGAAGAAGCUCUUUACAACGAGGGUGGCGAGAGGCUGGAACGGGUCGCCCGGAGACAGAGGGCGGAGGCCCCGUCCCUGCAGACGUUCGGGCGACAGUAAGAGCGGGAGCCUGGCGGCGGCGGGAGGGGGCAGCCGGGAGGAGCCGGGUCUGCACAGCGGCGCCCCCCGCCCCGCCUCGCCCCGCCGCCGGCGGCGCCGAGCAGCGGCCCCGCGCCCGGAGGAGCCGGCACCUUCGGCAGGGACCCGCGUGGCCUCGCUCGCCCGCAGCCAUGCCCCUGGGCCCAUCCAUGAUGCCCGGAGCGGCCACCCCGCGCGCACGGCGCUGCAGAAGGGAGCUCGUCCCUCCGGCUGGUUUGAAAGAGCCUGCAGGGCUUUGCCAUGCCGGCCUGGCUGCCGGUGGCCGUGGCAGGCUGGCUCCUCCGCCAUGGUGGCAGUCACAGAAAGAAGAGUGGCAGCUGAAGGAUCCUCCGUUCUGAUGCACGCGCCGGAUAUCAGGAACGUGAACUUCACCGAGUGGGAAUACAUAAGAACACCACCAACACCACCCCGGAAUUCAUCCUGCAGUACUACGCAGAUCACCAGUCUCCGACCAUUUACGCGGCUUACCAAGGCAGGGUGGUGUUCUACCCAGGAGAACGGCUCCAUCCUCCUCCAGAGGUUACGGGAGGCAGACAGCGGCGUCUAUAAGGCAACAGUUGAUCUGAUGCAGGAUAAAGCGCGGACAACCCUCCUCGAAGUUAUCCAGCCUGUGCCCCAGCCUGAGCUCCAGUGCAGUUCGAAGGUGGCAGGUUCGCCCAUCGAGCUGGUCUGCGUGGUGCCAGAGGGAACGGUGGCUUCCAUCUCCUGGAAGAAGGACGGACACCCCCUUCCCCCCGAAAAGUGCUAUCUGCUCUCUGAAAAAGACACCGUGCUGCAGAUAAGGAAUGGCGAGAAGUCGGACUGCGGCUCCUACUCCUGCAACGUCAGCAACGUGAUAAGCUGGAAGGAGGCAUCCCUGGACCUGACGGUGACAGGUCUCACACCUCCUCUACGCCACGUGCGGAGGCUGGCUGUUGUCACGCUGAUGUUCGUCGCCUUCCCCACCAUCGGCUUCGUUGUCCUGCUCUGGCAGCUGAGGGAGCAGAGGUUCGGAACGGAAGCACUGAAACAGGUAACUCUGUUCACCCACGGACUGCUGUGUGUCUCCUCUCUCCUCCUGCUUGCCGCCUCCAUCAUCUGGAUGCAGGAAGAAGGUCUUUCUGCUGCCUUCGUCUUGCUUGGGCUGUUCUUCUUUGCUGCGGCGAUAGGAACCGCCCAGGCGGCGGCGGCAGCGGUGUGGAGACCAGCAGCUCUCAUCCCCUUCAAAAGCAAAGCGUGGCACCGUGUUAUCCGGAACUCCACAACCCCCACAACACUGAUCGUCAACUUGUUGUUCGCCACCCUCUUGCUCCACAAUACCCAGCAGCUCCAUGAGCGAGGCUGCUCGGAAGCCGUCGAUCUGACCGCCAGCUGUGUCUCUGCUGUGGUAGCCAUCCUCAUCACGCUGCUGCUCCUCUUCCUGUGGCAUCACAGGAAUAUGCAGAAGGAGAAGACGAUGAAAAGGCAGUGCACCACCCAGAGCACACAAGCCAGGGACACCUUGGUGGUGGAAGAAACCCGAGGACAGCGGCAGGAAGGGGAGUAAAGUGUUGUCCCUCCACCCGCCGGGAAGGAGCCCCCAGGAGCUGGGAGCCGUCCGACAAAGCAAGACAUCCAUAAGCUCUGCCUCUGCCUGGCAUCACCGAGGUGAGGCUUUGGGCCAAAAUCUUGCCAAAAUGUUGCCGCCCAGGUCUCCAAACAAUAGCUCCAGGCGACAAAUGAUACUCCCCCCACCCACCUUCCCUGCCCCUUAUUUAUAAAAUGAAGCCAGAAGUUGUAUCAGACGCCAAGCUGGAGGUAAACCAUCCUCACUAACGCCGUCAUGCCACGCGCCUUCUUUUUUUAGUAUGCUCAUCAGUCAAAAAAAACCCUAACCAAAAAGACAAGUAAAUGUCCACCAAGGGAAAAAGCUGUACUUCAAGGAAUUCAAUCCACUUUUCUCAGCUGGAAUGUAUCGCCACUAUUAAUUAGAGCCGACAACUGCCAAAGAGCAGGUUGACUCCCGGCGUUAGCGGCUGGUGAUGGGUCUGGUACACAAGCACCGUUGCUGCCCAAGCACGGCCGAGGUGCCGCUGCCGGAGCUGCCCGGGCUUCUGCUGCCGAAGCUUUAAGCUGCCUCGGGUUUGCUCUCGGCAGAGCUCUGCCGACUCUGCCCACGCCGGGGUUUCGGUGUCACCCCCAUGUGUGACGUUACUUUCUUCCUCCUCCUGCUUUUAUGAGUGCCUUUCCCAGGCACAGCCAGUCGGGCGGGCGGUUCUCGGGGGAGGCAGCUCCGUGAUCACGCUCCCCUUGCAGCUCGCCUGCCCUCAGUUUUGCAAGGCAAAUGUCGCCGUGUCGUAGCACCUUCCUCAGAAAACCCAGCCCAAGCCCUUGUCCGUCUGUCCUGUGCCCGCUCCUGUCCUUCCCCGCCUGCUGCCAGCUCCUCCGGGCAUAGCUUUGACCCCACACCCCCAUCCCUGGAAAGCCCUGGCUUUGGGAAGGCUCACCAGGAAAGGCAGCUCCAUCGGUAUCCCUGUGUCAUUCAGGGUGGGAUUUUUUUAGCAUAUUUUAAAGCAUCCCUGAACUCGACUGGCCUGAGCUGAUUUCCCCUCCUGGGGGCUCAACUGACCUCGCCUUCAUGCCGUGCCCUUCAGCAGCUCCCUUUGCAGGUUGUGGCGUUUUAGAUGAAGUUGGAGUAAAUCCUGCCAAGGUCCUUUUUUUUGUCCCCCUCAGACAGGACAUCAGCUCUAAACGCUGGAUGUCGUGUUCACCUGUUUAAAAAAAAAAAACAAGGACAAAAACACCUGAUGCUGCUUUUUAAUUUGCUUUGUUACAGCUGUUCUAAUAAAUGUAUUUCACACGGA
Molecule: messenger RNA, 3025 nt
Organism: Chroicocephalus ridibundus (black-headed gull)
Lineage: Eukaryota; Metazoa; Chordata; Aves; Charadriiformes; Laridae
Product: vascular endothelial growth factor receptor 2-like
Exons: 12
Coding region: 16-1728 (570 amino acids)
Source: RefSeq, a predicted model, not a curated record